AGAGAAAGAGUUCGAUUUUGGGUCUAUAGAAAAAUGUAACUUUUGUAUAAUUUACGUUAUUUAAACAGAAAAAAAACGCAUUAAAAUGGGAUUUUUUGUAAAAUUUUAUUUUGGUUAUAAGUAGUUCUAUAUUCCUAUCAUCGUACAAAAUAAUUAUGUGUCCUUAUCUGUAGCGGCUCUUACUAUUGUGCAACAUUGAUCCAAGACGAGAAUCCCAACGGGUCAAUCACAAAGUCAUCGGAGUAUGGAGGGAGGCGGGAAGCAGUCGCGGUUGUUGGGUCGACUGCUGGGCAAGUUGCGGGGCGAACAUCGGUACAAUACUCUUGAGAAACGCUGCUCCUUGACCUCCACAGGCAUGAGUGAGAGCACGACGAAUGAGGAGGACGAGCCAGAAAUCCCUUUACCGUCAGCUUCUCUGCCGACGUCCACCAACAUUCACAUCGACGACGUACAAUCUGCUUCCAACAUAGACCUUAGAUACGGCGGACAAUAUUUGACACCAGAACAGUUGCCAGAAUUUUGUGAUCAGCUUCAUAAUCUGGUACAGGUGAUCAGAAACAUACAGUCGUACGCUAAGGUUACAGGAGAAUAUCCAAGUUCAUUGGAGCAGCGUUUACAUCAAGAGGCGCAGGAAGUGGCCACGUUAGCGGCGGAGGCUCGCAACGCACGAGACGUGGUAACGCGCACGCGCCUUCAACGGCGAGCUGUGCGCGCGCAACGCAAGCAUCUUAUCUCACAUUUGGCCAGUUUGAGGGAAACAGAGGUUCGGGAGUUGGAGAGCACAGUGCGUCUUUCAGAUCGGAAACUGUAUAAAAGUUGGGAAGCACUCAAAGACUCCACGGAAACGUCUGAUUUUGAACCGUUGCUUGAAGAAAUUAAGAACAAGCAAACGGCGUUAGAGUGCUUGGUUCGAUUAAUCGAGAGCCGCCGGUCCGCCAUCACACGCAACACUUGCCCGGCGCCCCCGCAGCUCCUGCCGCCGCCGUUGCCAAAAGAAAAUAAUAACGAAGAAUCAACGACGGCAAGUGCGUCUACGGGCCACAGACGAGAUGGCCGUCGUGCGAGUGGGAAGCGCCGGCGCAAGGACGCGUCGCGGGAACCGCGUUCUGUGCCUUUGUCUGGUGAAUCUAGCCACCACGGCCCCCAGCCACAGGUUACCUUGUUCAUACAGGGCGCUGAACGCUCGUCAAGAUACCGCGUGGGCAGCGCCGGCGCCGUCGCUCUCACGCCGCUCGAGCUCCCGUCGCGAGGCAGCGUCAGAGAUAUACUAUUUUUCACCUCUAACUGAAUUGUUAAUGUUUAAAUACAACCUAAGCCCACUAA
Molecule: messenger RNA, 1323 nt
Organism: Pectinophora gossypiella (pink bollworm)
Lineage: Eukaryota; Metazoa; Arthropoda; Insecta; Lepidoptera; Gelechiidae
Exons: 9
Coding region: 245-1288 (347 amino acids)
Source: RefSeq, a predicted model, not a curated record